GAGACACCAACACACACACUUCCUUUCUCUCUCUCUCUAAUUGCAAUAAUGGCAACCCACCAAGUAAGAGGAGCUGACCUGCUCCUCCAUUUUUAGGAAAAAACCCAUUUCUCCCCUCAACAUUUUCAAGAACGAAGCUACUUUCCGAAUCUAAAUCCCAAGGGUUUCUAGUAUUGCUCCAGCAUACAAACUCCCAAGACACCGCACAGAACUACAGUACUCCUCAGCGCCUCAGUCUAGUCCUCUUACCCAUCCUCUACAAUCUACAUCCAUCAAUCUCAUCAUCGUCAUCAUCAUCUGUAUAUCUUGCUCUAUGCAUCAUCUCCCUCCUCCCCAUCUAAAAAAUUAAACCCCUCUCCCCUCCUCUCACCUCCCCUCUUCUCCCCUCUAUGUGUUACUUUUCUGAAUACAAUACGAUCAUCCACUGCAGAGAAGAAGGAAUCUAAGCAAACCCUAGCCAGCUAGACGACGAAGAAGAAGAAGAAAUCAGUAGUAGCUAGAAAAUAGAGCUAGAUCCGAGUGAUUGCAGAAACCCCACUUGGAUCACCAUUUCUUUCCAUGGAGGGUGACAGCGGUUCUAACUGCGAGGUCAUGGCCGGGGGCCAUGCGGCCUCCUCGUCGGCAACGGCCGCAGCCUCAGCCCCAAGCCGGUACGAGAACCAGAAGCGGCGAGACUGGAACACCUUUGGGCAGUACCUGAAGAACCACCGGCCGCCGCUCUCCCUGUCACGGUGCAGCGGGGCCCACGUUCUGGAGUUCCUCCGUUACCUCGACCAGUUCGGGAAGACUAAGGUGCACACCCCCAUCUGCCCCUUCUACGGCCACCCCAACCCGCCGGCGCCCUGCCCCUGCCCGCUCCGCCAGGCCUGGGGCAGCCUCGACGCUCUCAUCGGCCGCCUCCGCGCCGCCUUCGAGGAGAACGGCGGCAAGCCCGAGGCCAACCCCUUCGGCGCACGCGCUGUCCGCCUCUAUCUCCGGGAGGUUCGUGACUUGCAGUCUAAGGCCAGAGGCAUCAGCUACGAGAAGAAGAAGCGGAAGCGCCCUCCGCCGCUGCAGCCGCAACAACCGCCGCAGCUGCCGCUGCCGCUGCCACUGCCGCUGCCGCCGCACCCAGGAGCAAUAGAUUACUGGUAGAUCUGUGGUGCUUACCCAACCCGCUUCUGAUGCAAACUGUGUUAGUAUUAUAUGUAGCUAUGGGUUGGAGAAAUAGUAGAAGACUGGUGGUAAACAGUACUUUAAGAAGUAGGAGUGUCAUCCAUGUACUUACAUAUACAUAUAUAUAUAUAUAUAUAUAUAAUACAAUUAUUUUAAUUUCAUAUAUAAAUGUACUCGAACAUUCGUGAUUGUGAACCAAUAGAUUCUCAGAUAGUAUGGAUGUUUGUUUCA
Molecule: messenger RNA, 1386 nt
Organism: Malania oleifera
Lineage: Eukaryota; Viridiplantae; Streptophyta; Magnoliopsida; Santalales; Ximeniaceae
Product: protein LIGHT-DEPENDENT SHORT HYPOCOTYLS 4-like
Exons: 2
Coding region: 559-1134 (191 amino acids)
Biological process (GO): mRNA transcription; response to light stimulus
Cellular component (GO): nucleus
Source: RefSeq, a predicted model, not a curated record